Messenger RNA from Trichoderma atroviride IMI 206040, 2448 nucleotides. RefSeq lists its product as uncharacterized. NCBI's taxonomy places the organism in Eukaryota, Fungi, Ascomycota, Sordariomycetes, Hypocreales, Hypocreaceae. The record is from RefSeq and is a predicted model, not a curated record.
AUGCGCUCCGUGCAGGUCAACCCGUACUCAGACACCAUCGUCGACAAGGCAAAACCACAAACACCAUCAUCCGCCCGCCUCUCACGCCUCGCCGCCGGCAAGCCCGCAGUCCCCAAGAGACCGGCUGCCGAACACACCCGCGCUGCGCCUGCGCCCCGAUCGACGUCGAACACCCAAGGACGGCCCCUCAUCCGUGCCAGCGUCGCGCCAAAGCCCGCUGCGGUGCAAGCUCGAUCCCCGAAUCAACAUCAACAUGUGCUUUCUGUGAGGGCUGCCGCUGCUCCGACACCGCGUUCUUCUGCCACGAGGAACUCCUCCGCCAUGCCCAUCGGAGACAAGCCUCGCCAGCCUCAGCUGAGCGCUGGCGCCGGGCCUGGAGUCGCAAGAGGCUCGACCCGAGCGCCCCUGACGCCCAAAGUCGCCGUGCGAGGUCAGGCGGCCACGACGACGGCCACGACGCCCAUGGCGAGAAGAUCGGGAUCCUCCAUCAACGGCGCGCAAUCCCCUCGCAGCGACGUCAGCUCCGUUGCUGCAUCAUCAUACUUAAGCCACAGCACCACCCCGCGGCCGGGCACCAGGCAGACCCGUGCCGAAAGCACUCAUACGACGCCGAACAGCACCCCGAAUCUCGACAAGCUGAGCGAUGGAUGGGAGACCAAGAGCAACAGGAGCAGCCGCGGGCUGGGCGUGUCGCCCCUGGCACGGACUGACAACACGGGCUCUAGGAAGAGCAUCGGGAACUCGUCCAACGGGCCUGGGGACGACUCCAAGUUCUUCUACGCCAGCAGCAUAAAGCCCGCGGCUCCAACAUCACAUCCGCCUCGGCCAGCUUCUGUGGUCCAUACUAAGAGUACGCCGACCUUUUUCUAUGCGAGCGAUGCUGCCAGCAAGCGAGUGACGAGCCCUCCAGCAUACCCAAGCUCGAGCUCAAACUCACUGAGCUCGGCGCAAGAGGGCGUUGCUACCAAAUUCUUCUACGCCAAUGGCGCACCAGAUGCCGACUUGAGAUUGUCGGCGCGCAGCUCUGGAUCAGGCUCGACCGUUUCCAGUGGCUCUAGAGCGCCUCGCCCAAAUACCAGCGCCUCGUCUGUCGCGGGAUCCAGCACGGUACAAGUGCAUUCGAGGCCAGCAUCGCCCUCCAAGAACCUUACACACCCUACGUUACCACCACAACAACAACACCACCAUCAACAAUCUCCACGAUCAAUACGGACCGGCGCCAUGUCGCCAACGUCUCCAGUUCGAUCUUCAGUCCACCCGUCCCCGACAUUGGCGGGCUCCGCAAGCCAGGUCGGCAAGCGGCGCGUGAGCAUCGAGGCGCCUCUGCGGCUAAAACAGGGGCAUGGCCGCGCAGGGAGUGUCCAUUCCAUAGAUGGCGUGGUGACACCAAAGGUCGCUACUCCAACCAUCGCGCCACCAAUGAUUCAUGCGCCUGACAUGACACCGCCGCUCCUAAGCCCAGGCUUGGCGCAACUGUCACAGCCAGUGACAAUGGCAACGAUUUUGCAAAUGGCUGAUGAGCUCGAAGAUGAGGAGGACGAGGGUAGCGAGGGCGAGGACGGGGAGGAUGGACACAGCGACAAUUCGGAUUCUGACUCCCGCAGCCAUAAGAGGCUAUCCCAGAAUUCUGAGCCGCUUGACCACCUCGUCCUAAGUGCUCGGCGCGAACGUAAAGUUCAGGACCUCGAAAUCACCAAUGCUUCCCUUGAGGCCAUCAAUCGGACUCUCGAAAGGCAGAUGCGCAAACAGUCUGCGGAAUUGCGCCGCUUCCGCCGCUUAUCUAGAGCCGGCCGCUUGCCAAUGGCCACCAACCAGGGAGCCUCUCUGUCUGUACCAGAUGCGUCGGCUGGCCUUGCUGAUGUUAACGAGAAGGAAGAGGACGCAAACCCAGAGAAACAGGAAUACGACGACGACGAUGAGGACGAAGAUGAAGAAGAAGAGGAGGAGGAGGAGGAGGAUGAGGAUGAGGAUGAGGAUGAAGACUCGCUAGUCGACUCCGAGUUAUCCAACGAGAAUGCCGCCACUGACUCCAAAUCUACCGACCCUCAAGCAAAGACAGAUUCACCCAGCGCUAAACGACGUAAACGCGAUGAGCGCCGUCUCCAACUUGAUCUCACUAGACAUCAAGAGCUCCUCCUUGACAGCCAGAAGAUGAACCAGAGUCUCAAGAAGUGCCUGAACUGGACCGACUUGCUGAUAAAGGAGGGCCAGAAAGCACUGGCUUACCGAGUCAAGAUCGCCGACGUGGAUGCUAUGCCUGGACGUGUCUUGGCGGCUUCAUACUACGAUUACCGCGAAGACACAUCUCAGGCUGGAGACGAUACGAUAUCUACUGUUUCCGCAUCGCACUUUGGAGACGAUACCAUAUCAAUUGCCGAAUCUGAAACAUGGGCCAAGGAGGCGCAAGACCGUGACAGCGGCAUAGAAUUGCGCGCUGCGGGUCAUUAG